Messenger RNA from Colletotrichum godetiae, 999 nucleotides. RefSeq lists its product as uncharacterized. Bases 1 to 999 code for a protein of 332 amino acids. The transcript is spliced from 2 exons. NCBI's taxonomy places the organism in Eukaryota, Fungi, Ascomycota, Sordariomycetes, Glomerellales, Glomerellaceae. The record is from RefSeq and is a predicted model, not a curated record.
AUGGACGGCACAACCCCGACGCCUCCUAACGAGGUUUCUCCUCGGGGACAAGGAAAUCCGAAUCCUGCGGCUCAAGACUUGACGCCCACGCCGGUGUCGCCUGCAACGCGGCAGCGGUUGUUGGCCGCUGGGUAUACGAACCCGUACCAAUAUGCCACCUAUAGUCUUGCUCCGUCGGUCCUUUCGAAGGAGCUGAACGUGACUUUCCAGGGUCGCCGCGAGUGCUCAGGUCGGCAAAUGCUGUUCUGGAAGGGCACGUAUCCUCCUGGUUCUCGACGACAUGCCACGCAACAGCUCGUUGCGAACGCACAGCAAGGACACAACAGACCUGACCGGCCAAACCCUGCGCCGGCUCAGCCACGGGUCAAGCUCCCAGGGCAGAGUCUUCUCCAUCAGCGACCCAAGGAUCAAAUGAAGCACCAUAUUGUGAUUGCAGAGGAGGAGCGCCAGGAGAGGAAGAGGGUCAAAUAUGAUGAGAAGCGCCAGAACAAGAAGGUUAUCCAGCAGCAGCAGCAGCAGCAGCAGCAGCAGCCUCAGCAGUCUCAGCAGUCUCAGCACCAGCCAGAAGAGCACCCAGAGCAGCAGAUGCAGCCAGAGCAGCAGAUGCAACCAGAACAGCAGAUGCAACCAGAACAGCAGAUGCAACCAGAACAGCAGCCCGAGUUGCUCCUCGAAGACUACGAGAGCUCCCUGGAUUGGUUCUCACAGAGUCUCCAGCAGGGAACCGACGCCAUAAGGCCAGAAGAGAUCAACCGCUUGUUCGACGCAAUGGAAGAAUCCGACUACACGCAGAGAGAGCAAGAAAUACAGGCUUUCAACCAGUGUAUGGUGCCAAGUAAUCUGCAUUCCACCGUUAAUGCUCCGGAAUCAUGGGUUCCUCGACCGGAAAUGACCUUUGAUUGGGUUUUUGACGAACAAAUGGCGGAAGACGGCGUUGAACAUGGCCAGUAUACUUCCUUAUUGCGUGAGAAUGGGCAUCCGAUGGGCAGUCGUGACUAG